This is a messenger RNA of Clonostachys solani, 558 nucleotides long. The record is from the annotation of a GenBank genome assembly. NCBI's taxonomy places the organism in Eukaryota, Fungi, Ascomycota, Sordariomycetes, Hypocreales, Bionectriaceae.
AUGCUUUUCCAAAAGAUUACCUUCAUGUUGGCUGCUGCCUCCGCGGUGUGCGCUUCUCCCGAGCCCACCGGCCUCCUGGAGCGUGCAGGUCUCAGCAAAGCCUGCACCUCCGUCGUGAAGAACAUCUCCCCAAUCCUGACAGCAACCCCCACGGCUCCCUACUCUCUCAUCGACUACAUCGCCUCGCAGACGGAGUGGACCACCCUAUCCAGCUGCGAGGUCCCCUGGGUCACGGGAAGCAUGGCCAGCCAGUUCACCUCCUACAUGUCCGCCCGGUCCAGCUGGCAGUCCGAGCACAAGAGCGAGAUCAAGAAGUUCGUCUCCGCCUGCGCGGACGACCUGAUCGAGCUCGGCGAGGAUGCUGGCGUCGACCUCUCCGCCAUCACUCAGACUUGCGACGCGUACCUGUGGCCGACUUCAACUGCUCGCCCCACCUCCAGCAACAGCGAUAACAGCAGCGACGACAAGGACAGUGACAAGGGCAGUGCUGCCCACAUGUCGAUCUCUAUCAUCGCCGCGGCUCUGGCUGCUGGUGUUGUGGCUGCCGGUCUACUAUAA